ACCUGCCAUCUCGAGUUUCCACUAACGACAUCACCGUCCUCGCGCUUCUUCUCGCCUCGCUCGUAAAGUGCGACCGUUAUAACGUCACCCUCCGCGUGAUCCGGGAAUUUGCGAUAAACAUCUCAGUGACGAUGGCUUUCUUUGGCACGGUGCUCAACACCGUUGGCGCAUUGUUCCUCACACAUGCUGUCUACUCUGCCCACGAACACACGACAGCGUUCGCCAACACCCCGCUUCCCCUCGACAUCACUCUCGAGCUGCUCGUCGGCGUUUUCCUCCUCUCUACCGGCAUUGUGGUUUCUGCCGACAAGCUGAAGCCCAUCCAAUACACCAAGUGGGCAGGUCAGAUCUCUCGGGAGGGCAGGCAUGGAGAGGGCAAGUACACAAGAGAGGGAGAGGAGAUCCUGAGCGAAGGAGACCCUUACGCUUUCUUGGGGCUGGACGGCGGCAUCAACGGAAAGGGCGAAGGCCGCCGCGGAUUCUGGGACGUUAAGGGCAAGAGGAAGGAGUAUGACGAGUGGGUCCGCGGGAAGCAGUGAGAACGGGACCGUAGCCGACAAACAAUCACCUGUUUCUCUUUUGCUUCAGGGAACCACCGCGCAUGAGAGGCCCACGUGGUUUUGCUAAAGCAAAAGAGCAACAGGGAAUGCUCAGGUAUGAUUGAUGUGUAUCGAAUAUUUCCUUGGUUUCAGGGCAAUACCACGCAUGAGAGGCCAUGGGGUCAUGCU
This is a messenger RNA of Boeremia exigua, 728 nucleotides long. RefSeq names its product magnesium transporter. Gene Ontology annotation, biological process: protein folding in endoplasmic reticulum. Lineage: Eukaryota; Fungi; Ascomycota; Dothideomycetes; Pleosporales; Didymellaceae. Bases 132 to 539 code for a protein of 135 amino acids. The record is from RefSeq and is a predicted model, not a curated record. Gene Ontology annotation, cellular component: EMC complex. The transcript is spliced from 2 exons.